AUGGCCCCGAAAGGUUCACAGCUGCAGAGGGACAUGAAGAUAUCAGACGCUUUCUUCGAGAUGGAAAUUUCCAAGUUGAACAUUAAUGUUUCACAGAUGUUCAAUAAAAUAAAUAUGUCGCUUGCUGAUUUCACGUUGGAACUUUCCCAGUUGAAGACAAAUGUUUCACAGCUUUCCAUUAAAGUGGCAAUGUUAGAAAAGCAAGAUGUUGAGCUCAAGAAGGAACUUGCCGAUUUGAGGAAUAAGUUUUUGGUAACAAAUAGAGAGAUAAGAAGCAUACUCGCUGAUUUGAUGACUGAAAUUUCAAAGCUGAAGAAGGGAGGAAAUUACACAGAACCACCUGGAGCGGCCCCUGGCCAGGAGUGGGAUCAUGUAGCUCCUUACGACAUUCAGAUAUUGCAGGUGCCUGAAGAGGAUGAGGACUGUUCCAGCGGCCAUGGUCCAAUUAAGUGCCAAUGUCCCGCCCAAUGGAAGAGGUUCCGGCAAAGCUGCUAUUAUUUUUCAUCAGUUAGGAAAAGUGGUGCAGAAGCCGGGAGAUCCUGUGCAACAAAUGAUGCUUAUCUUGUUGUCAUUAACGGUGCUGAGGAACAGAUGUUUAUACGAAUCUCGGCUCAAAAUACAAGGUACUGGAUUGGACUCAAUGACACAACCUCUGAAGGUGACUGGUGCUGGGCUGAUGGGACAGAUUAUUCUUCCAAUUUAAAGUUUUGGAGGACAGGAGAGCCCAAUAAUCAAAACGAUGAAGACUGUGUGGUGAUGGAAGAUACUGGAGAGUGGAAUGAUGAACCAUGUCAUACUCAGCAAUACUGGAUCUGUGAAAAGUCAGCACAACCUUUGCCUUAAUGUUACUGUAAGUGCAAAGUGGGAAGUGACAAUUUUUAAACAUCAUUUCUAAAUUCAUAGAGAAUGCUCAAACUGCUCUGCAGGUGCACAGCUAUAUCUGUCACCUGCAAACCCACUGAGCUGGAGCAGGUGGAACAAGUUGGAGCUACAG
This is a messenger RNA of Carcharodon carcharias (great white shark), 994 nucleotides long. Its product is annotated as C-type lectin domain family 4 member E-like. The record is from RefSeq and is a predicted model, not a curated record. Lineage: Eukaryota; Metazoa; Chordata; Chondrichthyes; Lamniformes; Lamnidae. The coding region runs from base 1 to 843 and encodes 280 amino acids. The transcript is spliced from 9 exons.